UUUUGGACAUUGACUUGUUCUGUUCAAGUGGCAGCUUGAAGAACUGCAUUUUUUUUUUUACACUUCCGUAUUGUAUUCAUUUCACAGCCACGGAGGUUGCCGCCUGCUCCUGAGUCCUGCUUACGUAGUGCAGAUAGUUGUGCAGUUUGUGAUUUCUGAGAAAAAACGGAAUAUUAUAUAAUUCAAAAAGGUGCAUAUGAACACUGGGGAAUGCAUGACUUGUAAAGAGGAGGGGCGGGACUGCAAACUUUUGACCAAUCAGCUUUAGCUAUGGCCGCAGCGACAAUGGCAGCAGCGUGGACUAACCGUGGGAGGAGGGCUGUGAUUUUUCUGGGGACAGUGACUCGAUGUGCAUCAAGUCACACCGCUUUGAAAUCCCAGUAUGACGCUCUGGUCAUCGGAGGAGGACACAAUGGACUGGUGGCAGCUGCCUAUCUUCAGAAGGGAGGACUGAGGACAGCAGUGCUCGAACGCAGACAUGUGCUCGGAGGAGCAGCUGUUUCAGAGGAAAUAUUUCCAGGUUUCCAGUUCUCCAGGUGUUCCUAUUUACUCAGUCUAUUAAGACCGCAUAUAUAUGCAGACUUGGAGCUCAAGAAACAUGGACUGAAGGUGUAUAUGAGGGACCCCCAUGCUUUCACCCCCAUGUUGGAGGAGGGGAUGAAAGGUGCUCCACCAAGGUCUCUUACCCUAGGCUCAGAUCUGGCCAUGAACCAGAUGGAGAUUGGCAAGUUCUCACAAAAGGAUGCUAAGGCUUAUGCAGAUUUUGAAGCAUAUCUCCAGAAGUUAGCAGGAGCUAUUCACCCGCUUCUGGAUGGUCCUCCUGCAGAUGUUCCAGGUGUUACAGCUGGAUCACUGAGGAAGAGGCUGGCUGCAGCUAAAACACUGAUGCCACUCGUAAAAUGCGGUCUGAAACUGGGCGCAAACAUUCCAGCCUUUUAUGAACUUAUAACUGCACCAGCAACAAAGAUCCUCAAUCGGUGGUUUGAGUCGGAGCCACUGAAAGCAACGCUGGCUACUGAUGCUUUGAUAGGAGCCAUGUGCGGUCCAAGUAGUCCUGGGAAUGGGUAUGUGCUCUUGCACCAUGUGAUGGGAGAGUUGGAGAAGGAGAAAGGAGCAUGGGGUUAUGUGGAAGGAGGCAUGGGAGGGGUGUCUCAGGCUAUUGCUAGCUCUGCUCGAUCCUAUGGUGUAGACAUUUUCACUGAGAAGGAUGUGGGACAGGUCUUGGUUGGUUCAGAUGGUGCUGCCAAAGGAGUGGUGCUGAUGGAUGGCACAGAGAUCCAGAGUAAAGUUGUUCUAUCAAAUGCCACCCCAUACGUCACCUUCAAGAACCUCACACCAAAGGCUGCCCUUUCUCCGGAGUUCAUCAAAGCCAUAGAUCAGAUUGACUACACUUCACCUGUAACAAAGAUCAAUGUGGCAGUGGACAAACUACCAAACUUCCUAGCAUCUCCUACACCAGAUGAUAAGCCCGGACCCCAUCAUCAAUGCUCCAUUCAUCUCAACUGUGAAAACAUGGAGAUACUGGAGACUGCAUACAGUGAGGCCCUGAAUGGACGUCCCUCAACAAGACCCAUGUUGGAAAUGACCAUCCCUUCUGUGUUGGAUCCUACACUGGCUCCCCCUGGCUGCCAUGUGGUGUCACUGUUCACCCAAUUCACCCCCUACCACAUAGAAGGCAGGGAGUGGACUGACCAGGACAGAGAGGCCUUUGCAGACAAUGUAUUUGACUGGGUGGAACAAUACGCCCCUGGAUUCAAAAAGUCGGUGGUUGGCAGAGACAUCCUGACUCCGCCUGACCUGGAGAGGAUCUUUGGCCUGACUGGAGGGAAUAUCUUCCAUGGAUCAAUGUCACUGGACCAGCUCUACCUAGUACGACCUUUGCCCUUUCUCUCACACCACCGCUCACCAAUUAAAGGGCUGUAUCUGUGCGGCAGUGGCUGUCAUCCAGGUGGUGGCGUGAUGGGUUCUCCUGGCUGCAAUGCAGCACGCAUUGUCAUGACUGACCUGAAACAUCGCUGAAAAGUUUGACCGCAUCGGUGUACGCUCAUCAAUGUUCUACCUCUCUUUUGUCUGAUUUUUGUCUGAAUUUGACCAAUUUGAGCCACCGUAUUAUGCUGUGAAUAUAGGUGACAAGGAAAGACUCAAUAAAGGAGGCUUUCAGGCUCUUAAUAGGCCAUCUAUAUCAAAUUCACCCAGUAGUAAAACUGGAUUACAGUCCUGAUAUUAACACUAGUAGACACAAAAUAUCAUGUUGUGACACCACUGAUGAAGUCAUUAAUGAAAGCAAAUGCAUUUUUUAGAAUGAUUGAUACAUGUAUUAAUAAAAUGAAC
Larimichthys crocea (large yellow croaker) is the source of this 2331-nucleotide messenger RNA. It is a transcript of the gene pyroxd2, whose product is annotated as pyridine nucleotide-disulphide oxidoreductase domain 2. NCBI's taxonomy places the organism in Eukaryota, Metazoa, Chordata, Actinopteri, Sciaenidae. The record is from RefSeq and is a predicted model, not a curated record. The coding region runs from base 271 to 2019 and encodes 582 amino acids. Gene Ontology annotation, molecular function: oxidoreductase activity. The transcript has 17 exons.